This is a messenger RNA of Penicillium antarcticum, 798 nucleotides long. RefSeq names its product Multicopper oxidase type 2. The record is from RefSeq and is a predicted model, not a curated record. Gene Ontology annotation, molecular function: oxidoreductase activity. The transcript is spliced from 4 exons. Bases 1 to 798 code for a protein of 265 amino acids. Lineage: Eukaryota; Fungi; Ascomycota; Eurotiomycetes; Eurotiales; Aspergillaceae.
AUGGAAGAUAGCGGCUUGGGUGUCUUCUGCUCGGACAGUGUUCUUAUCAAUGGUCGUGGAGCAGUGUACUGCCCAAGAACGGAGAAGAUCUCCAGUCUGGAGCUGUCCUACUUGAAGACCGCCACUGAUAACCAACCAUUGAGUGAUAAGGGCUGCACCCCCACCACAGGAUUGCAUGAGAUUAUCGAGGUUGAUCCCAAAUCCGGUUGGGUCAGCCUAAAAUUCACCAGCGCCGCUUCUCUCAAAUCUCUCAUGUUCUCCAUCGAUGAGCAUCCCAUGUAUAUCUGCGAGGUUGAUGGCAGCUAUGUUGAGCCCCAGCUUGCUCAAAGCGUUACCAUCUUCAGGGGUGAGCGUUACGCGGCUAUUAUCAAGCUUGAUAAGGGUUGGAAAGACUACACUAUUCGUGUUCCCGAUACACAGGGUGACCAGGUUGUUUCUGGAUUUGCUACCAUGAGAUACAAGGGCUCCCAAAACACAACCCAUCUAGGCCUUAUGUUGACUACGGUGGCAGAAACACGUCUGCUUCUGUCAGCUAUCAAGCCCUACCCUCCCGUCACCAUCCCCAAGUCUGCUGACCAGUUGGUCAAUCUGACCCUUGGGCGUGUUGGUUCUGCAUACACGUGGUCUACUUCUGGUGGUGGUUUUUAUGAUAUGAUGGCCAACUGGGACGACCCGAUUCUCUACGAUGUCAAUGCAAAGAACAACUUGGAUCCAAGAGUGACCAUACAGACAAAGAACGGAACCUGGGUGGAUCUGCUUCUUCAGCUGGGUGAAAUGCCCAACACCCCAGGAAUUUAG